AUGGCGGCCAUGCGGAACCCGCACAGAGCCCCACAAUCACCAAGAAACUGGAGUUAUUGCGUCACUAAACUGCUUACCAUUCUGGUUUUGUCUUGUGUGGUGAAGGUCUCUCGCCUGGUUGAGGUGAUGCUGCGUUCCCGCAACAUCAUUAACCCCGUCAUGCGGAUCUGCUACCUGUGCUACGCGGUAUUCUUUGCUUUAUGGAUCUACACCGCCUUUUUUGUUCAGCCCCGCCACCCCAAUUGGAGCGAAACACACAAAUUCCUGCUCUACAGUGCAACAGGUGCAGCGGCGGCGGGAGGCGUUCUCUGGAAUAUCGCAGUGUGGCCCGUUUAUCACAUCUGGACGAUACCGCUUGGAAUAGUGGUGCUGGUGCUUUUUCUUGACGUUGUCGCACUCAUCCCGGGGUUUUCGCGGAAGCUAAAGCCAUAG
This is a messenger RNA of Trypanosoma conorhini, 432 nucleotides long. RefSeq lists its product as uncharacterized. NCBI's taxonomy places the organism in Eukaryota, Euglenozoa, Kinetoplastea, Trypanosomatida, Trypanosomatidae. The record is from RefSeq and is a predicted model, not a curated record. The coding region runs from base 1 to 432 and encodes 143 amino acids. The transcript has a single exon.